GGAAGAGAGAGCGAGAAUAAGAAAUUAAAGUAUGUCAAACUGAUACCACAUUGCGACCAUUACUGAUCUUCAAGCAAAUCGCGGGUCCAUUGGUCAAUACGCGACCAGAUCGCGUUACUUUUAGUGGGUUUUUAUUUAAACGUCACUCGUUUAAUUUAUUCCCAUCUCUAGGUCGUUGCCUUGGUGUGAAAUUAUUAUUAUUAUUAUAAUAAUAAUUGUAACAAACUCAUAAGAAAGACCCGUAAACGGGACAGUGGAGUGUCUGGUUUUAUUUCAAGGACGUGUGAGUGAUCUUUUAUAGAUAUCAGGUCACCUUUUUAUUGUGCUGGUAAUUAAUUACAGACUACUGUUAUUCGGGUAAUCUAAGGUAAUUAGUCAUCCAAAGAAUAGUAUGAUAAGUCAAGGAUGGAGAGUACUGACCUACUGUCCGCUGUUCCUGUUCCUAGCAUUAUUUUUAGACAAUACUUCAGGAGCCGUCAUAAAUGUGAGUCUUGAUCGGACGAAAAGACAAAUAGAGAUUGAGAAGACGAACUGGACCCAGCUGGCAGACGAAUGGCUUUCAGCUAAAAAAAGAAUCAGUGAUCAGUUCAUACCCAUUUUGCCAGACUCCAGUGGAAAUGUCAGAGACUUGCCACCAACUGCAGAGACUGUCAUUGAUGGAAUGACUCCCGAGCAAUUGUCGAGGGUGAACUACUCGAGAAUGCUCUGGGACAUGGAGAAUGUCCAGCAAAGCGGUCAUCUGUCUCUGUUUGUCGACAAAGCCAUGAAACUGCUUGACUUGCAGAAAGUUAUGGUCGAGGUUGAGACAUCGGUAAUGUCAAAAGUAUCAUGUACCGCUUGCAAAGUAGGCGCUGGUCUUCUUCAGCACUACAUCAAAGGCGGAAAGACUGACCAAGAAAUAAUGACAAGCAUUUACCAGUUUUGUGUAUCGCUGCACAUUCAAAGCUCACGUGUUUGUCACGGCGUCACGCUACUUUUCGGGGGAGAAGUUAUUUACGUUCUCAAGCAAGUCAACAUGGGGCCGACCCAAAUUUGCAGUUUUGUAAUCGGCGACGCUUGUGACGACGCUUACAAUCCUCUUCAUGAAUGGGAAGUUGCCUUUCCACCAGUAAAAAAACCACCAGUCGACCCGCCAAUUCCACCGAAAGAAGGAGCGCCGACAUUCAAAGUUCUGCAUAUUUCAGACACACACUACGAUCCCUAUUACCAGGAAGGCUCUAAUGCCAAUUGCAAUGAGCCCUUGUGCUGCAGACUUACCAACGGAGCGCCGACUACGGGUGCCGAUGCCGCCGGACGAUGGGGAGACUACAGAAAAUGCGAUACUCCCAAGAGAACUGUUGACCACAUGUUGAAACACAUACAGGACACACAUGCGGACAUCGAUUACAUUUUGUGGACCGGAGAUUUACCACCGCAUGACGUCUGGAACCAGACUCACGAAGAAAAUCUUAAGAUUCUACGAGAAACUGUUGCUCAGAUGGCCGAAACUUUUCCUGGAGUGCCGAUUUUUCCAGCGCUGGGUAAUCAUGAGUCUGCUCCAGUCAAUAGUUUCCCGCCGCCGUUCGCCCCCGAGGAAAACGGCAUCAGUUGGCUGUACGAUGAGCUCGACAAACAGUGGAAACGAUGGCUACCAGCAGGAGUAUCUCACACCGUCCGCAGAGGAGCUUUUUACUCGGUCCUAGUUCGUCCAGGGUUCAGAAUUUUAUCUGUCAACAUGAACUACUGCAACAACAAGAACUGGUGGCUGCUUCUCAACAGCACCGACCCGGUCAGUGAGCUCCAGUGGCUGGUCUACGAGCUCCAGGGAGCGGAAAUGAACGGCGAGAAGGUUCAUAUCAUCGGACACAUUCCCCCAGGUCACUCCGACUGUCUGAAAAUAUGGUCAAGAAAUUAUUACCACAUAAUAAAUCGGUACGAGUCAACGAUAGCUGCUCAGUUCUUCGGACACACCCACUAUGAUGAGUUCCAGCUGUUCUACGACACGGCUGAUCUAGGCCGCGCACUGAGUAUCGCUUAUGUAGGACCUUCUGUGUCGCCGUACUAUGAUUUGAAUCCUGGGUACAGAAUAUAUUACGUGGAUGGCGAUCAUCCGAAGACCACGCGGAUGGUCGUCGAUCACGAGAGCUGGGUGAUGAACCUCAAGGAGGCUAAUCUCUAUGACUAUCCUAUUUGGCACAAGAUGUACAGCGCUCGGCAGGCUUAUCAGAUGCCAUCAUUGCUACCAAAAGAUUGGGACGCUUUGAUUGAUAAGAUGACCAACGAGCCAUCGAACUUUGAUCUCUACUACAAACAUUACUACAAGAAUUCCCCGGUCCGACCGGUCUGCAACAGCGAGUGUCGCAAGAGAAUGCUCUGCGAUUUACGAAGCGGCAGGAGCCAUGACCGCAAAGCUCUGUGUCAAACUCUGGAGUCAAGAAUCGACGGGGCGAACGGAAACAGCUGGCGCGAAUGGAUCUACAACGGAUUGGCAUUAUCGUACGUAAAAAAUUGGUGGAUGGACAAUUACAAUGGGAAUACUAAAACUAACGAAGUCGGUCUUGAUUAAUUAUAGGAAAAAAAUAUCGGUUGCUUCACUUAUUCCUAACAUUUAUUUUUUUGCUACAAUAAUAUUGUACGUAACUUUAAUUACUCUAACAAUAACUUUUUCUGUGUAUUACUAAUUGCUCACUAGAAUGUUUAAGCUGUUAUCUACUUUUAUAAACACAGUCGAACUCCAUUGUCGCGGAACUUCCCCUCAAUCUUGACCCCCACUACGAGCUACGCAGUCUCUUACCCGAUGUUAUACAAUUGUAUGUGUGUAUAUAACACAUGUGUGUAGUUCAUUUUUUCCGGGAGAAGGGACAUCCAUUAACUCGAAGUUUAAAGAAAUUUCCGUCCCUCUGUCUACAGAAAAAUUGAAUGAAACCCGAUUGGAACCUGACUGAGUCGUGUGCGCAUAUCACUCAGUCAGGUUUUGCACAGUAAUCAGUGUGGUGAUGUACCACAAUCGAGCAUUUUCUUUCAGCAAGGUACUGAGUCGGGUGCAGAAUAGCAACCAGUCAGGUUCCAAUCUUUCCACCCCUGGCGGUUUUGAAUCACCCUGGAAACACCCUGGGAGUGGAAUCACGGUGGAUCCACGAUGG
Molecule: messenger RNA, 3122 nt
Organism: Microplitis mediator
Lineage: Eukaryota; Metazoa; Arthropoda; Insecta; Hymenoptera; Braconidae
Product: sphingomyelin phosphodiesterase
Exons: 6
Coding region: 392-2545 (717 amino acids)
Biological process (GO): ceramide biosynthetic process; sphingomyelin catabolic process
Cellular component (GO): lysosome
Molecular function (GO): acid sphingomyelin phosphodiesterase activity
Source: RefSeq, a predicted model, not a curated record